GUUUGCUUCACAGUCAGGUGUCCACAAAUGGUCAAUGAUUCUUGUGAACUGUGUCAAGGCAGAGAAUCCUGUCAACUAAACGUGAAUUUCUUAUGAAAGUGGAACGAUCAAGCCACCUGAUGGUUCGCAAAUUCGAUCUGGACUAGUGCAAUCGCCACCCCCGCGUCUAUUCGAGCUUGUUAGCGUACAGUCGUGUGUAAAAGUGAGCUCCAACCAGUGAACCUUUCACGUCUCAGGUGACCAAAAUGUAGAAGCAAUCACUCCUCCGCAAAAAUGCAAAUCGGACUUUCAAAUGUUUGAAUCACCUCUACCCUUGGACCCUCGAAUCAGACCCAAAAGUCUCAAAGGUUUUGGGAUGGCGGCUGCGAAACGAGCCUGGCAAUUGCAGAACUUCACCGCGCACGAUGCCUAUGUCACUAGUUUAACACUCGGACGCAAGUCUACAGCACUUCUGGCAACUGGAGGCGAUGACAAGAAAAUAAACGUUUGGGCUAUCGGAAAACCUGAAUGCAUUUUGAGUUUAACUGGGCUAUCAACAUCCGUGGAAUGUAUGCAAUUUGGAAUCACAGAGGAAACAAUAUGCGCUGGAUCAAAAGGUGGCGCUAUGAAAAUCUGGGACUUGGAGGCAGCUAAGGUGACCAAAACCCUGACUGGCCAUAAAGCCGGCAUUAAGUGUCUGGAUCACCACCCAUACGGAGAUUUCUUGGUGUCAGGAUCGUCAGACACGCACAUCAAAGUUUGGGAUAUAAGGAGGAAAGGCUGUAUUUACACUUAUAAAGGACAUGACAAGUCAGUCACAUAUUUGAAGUUCAGUCCUGACGGCCAGUGGGUUGCUUCAGCUGGCGAAGAUUCAGUAGUCAAGUUAUGGGAUUUGCGGACUGGCAAGUGCUUAGCCGAGUUUUCGGAUCACUCAGCACCGGUGCUGACGGUUCAGUACCACCCACAUGAGUUCCUGCUGGCUUCAGGAAGUGCAGACAGAACGUCAAACUUCUGGGACUUGGAGCAGUUUUCACUUGUCUCCUCGUCUGAAAAAGAUGCCGGCCCCAUAAGGAGUAUAUUGUUUUCGCCAAAUGGUGACUGCAUGUACGCCGCCUCUCAAGACUGUCUUCGCGUGUUGGGCUGGGAGCCGUCGCGGAUCUAUGACAUUGUGCCGAUUGGUUGGGGCAAAGUGCAAGACAUGGUGAUUGCUCCCAACAACCACAUCCUGGCAGCCUCCUACUUUCAGUGCAACGUCUCUGUCUACAUGGUGGACCUGAACCGCGUGGCGCCACUCACAUCUGAGUCGCCCGACGCGGAGGAAAAACCCAUAGAGGCAGGCCCAUUUGUCAAGGGCUCGCCAACGCGCAAGAGCUUCAGCAAGGAUAAAGUUCCGCUUAGGCUUAAAAUGGGGCUCAACGCGCCCAAGUCGCUAAUGGAGGAGUCAUCGUCCUCAUCGGGCUGCGGAGGCACCACCGACCAGGACGACUUCUCUGAGUUUGACGAGAAGGACGCGUUCAAACCUGUCAGCGCUUUGAGUCGCACGCCCCCGCCUGAACCUUUGCCAGAGCCAAAAGAAGACGAUGUGUCACUUUCGCCUCAAAUUCUACGGAAAGACUUUUCUGCCGAGAGUGGUGGGGAUUCUUCUCCUCCUGUAGUCACCAAGCUUCCGCAGCCCAAGUUUCAAAUUGGCUCGCCUGCGCGGAGAAAAAUGUCUGAAAAUGUUGUACUUAACAACAGGUUCAUGGAUCCUGCCUUUGAAGUUCAAGGGGGCGGCAGGAUCCGGCAUAGCCCUUCAGAACCAACCCUGCACCAGCCGUCGCCUAGUAGCAAGGUGCCACCCUCGAUUCCACCUGCGCAGCACAAGUCCAACAACCGGAACCAGCUACCGCCCAAAGCUCGCGGCGAAUUCUAUGGCUCGUCGAAUGACCUGUCGCCGAGACGUUCGAGAAAUGAACCCACCCUCCGUAAGCCGUUGUUGCCCCUUGGCAAGAUUAAAACCGAGCGCUCACCCCCACCGCCGCUGCCUCCGCGCGGCUCCCCCCGCGAGAGCAGCCGCAAGAUUCCGAGGAAGGCCAUGACUGUGCCGCAGUCCCCAGUGUCGGACACAUCAGAUGACUCCUUCAGCAUGCUCAGCAUUACAGAGAAGAAGAGCUCUUCCCUGGAUUAUGUUCCAAUGCUGGCUGAUAAACCGGCCGGCCUUGACAUGGGGGACUUUCUUCCUACGGGUAGCUUCAGUCCUAGAUUCGGAGGGGGUCUUCAUCCAGAGAUGUCUGAGGCUGAGGGGAUUUCUAAUCUGUUGAGGGAACAUGACCAAAUGACAACUGUCUUGAGGUCGCGAACUAGAAACCUUCAGAUUGUCUUCCAAACCUUAGCUAACAAAGAUAUAAAGGCAGCUGUAGAUUGUGCAAUAGCCAUUCAAGAUCUUUCCCUUAUGGUUGAUCUCCUAAGUGUUAUCACCUUAAGGCCGCAGCUUUGGAGUCUUGAUUUAUGUGCCCUGGUUUUACCAACUAUCGGCACUUUGCUACAGAGCAAAUAUGAAACAAUUUAUACCUAUUCUCCGCACCACAACUACAUGAGUGCGGCAUGCGCGUCUUUGAGGCUGAUUCUGCGCAACUUUGGCUCUGUGAUCAAGAACAACUCGUCAGGUGGCAACACGAUUGGCGUGGACAUUUCGCGCGAGGAGCGGCGAGCCAAGAGCAAGAAGUGCCUCGACCACCUGGUGGCCAUCCACGCGCUGCUGCUCAAGAGACAGACAUUGCAGGGGCCGCUAGGCAACUCCUUCCGCGAGCUGCAAACGCAAAUGGUCACCACUCUUGAGUUCUAGUUUUUGCAGAAAUUAAUCUUUUUCCAUGCCAACCAAGACUUAUUAGCUUAAUUUUGAGGCAACGACCCAAUUCAUAUUAUAUUGUAAAUGAUUAGUCAAGCAUUCCUAAAAUACUUCUGCAGUAGAACUUUUAUACAAGCAAACACCACCACCUAGAAAUUAUUUCGUUCUCUGCCAACCAAAGUGCAUUCUGUUUCCUAAUUUUGUGAAAAUGCGUUUUUGGGGAAAAUUAUGUCUGGUGUUUUAUUGUUAUUAUAACUUUGUUUACUUUAUGACGCCUCAUUUUAAAAUUCAUUUUGCUAUUUUAAUCUCCAAACAAAAUUUUCUCCAUGAACCCAAAGAUUCCAAUCAAAGCUCUCUUUUUCUCCAGAAAUAAAAACAUUCCAAUCAAAGCAUACACAAAGGUGGAAUUUUGAACAUCACAAAUUUUCUGAAUAUCGCAGUAAUUUUUGAGUAUUCUUUAUGUAUUCGCUUUUUCUAAAACCAAUGAACUAAUUGCAACUUGCCACUAAAUAAAGACUUGUAAUGAAAGUGAAUUUUAGGAGACCAAAAACUCCUGAGGAGUUAACGUGUCUACUCCUUGGCGUCGUUCGUCUUGCUUUUGCAAUGAUUUUGUUUUCUAUUUUGAUUUUGUAGUCUCUUGUUUUAACCUUAAGCGUUUAAUUUAUUUUAAAAGAAUGCAACCAAAUAAUAAUUUUUACUGUUAAUUAAGGUGAUAGUAGUUGAGUCCAUUAAUUCUUUGUUUAGUUUACAAGGGCGUACUAAAUUCAUGUCGAAUUUUCUAACUGUAACAACAAAAUAAUGAUCCCUUUAUCAACUACGAUGUUUUACAAAAAUGUCUCACAAAUAAUAAUUGUUUAAGUAUGACCUGUGAUCUAACAACCAUUUUGAAUUGAGUGUUUGAAGUUAAACAAAAAAUCAAGUCACUCAAGAAAAUCAAUUCUUGAACAAGUGAAUCAAUCCGGAGGAAUUAGCCAAGACAUUUUUAUCAGUAGAGUUGAAUCAAAUUUCAAAGACAUGCUAGCGUGUUAUUCAAAAUUAUAUAAUUAAAUUUAUGGCAUGCUAAAACCUAAGAUGUUGGGUUUUAAAAAAUGAAAAUUUUAGACAAAAAUUCAAACAUCGAUCACAAAUUCAAUUGCUCUCAGGUUGUAAUGUUCAGUUUCGCCAACUUGGAUUUUUAUCUAAAUUUCAUAAUAUAUUUAGUUGGUGUGUCUUUAAAUUUGAUGAAAUGUCUCGGUUCCCUCCGCCUCAAUAUCACUUUCAAAAAUUAAAAAAAAUGUAAAUUACGAUUGCAAAACCCUAAAACUGUGUGCUGCAACUCAAGAUUUGAAAUUGGAUUGUUUGCUACUUUCUUGACUCCACCUAUUCUGAUCCACACGAAAGAAAGAUCUCCGUCCAGUAAGUGGCUGCAGUUUUAUUGUAGCUCAGCUUGUGGCCUUAAACUUAGAAUCAGGAAAUCACAAUAGACGAUUUUGUGAGAUCUGUUGUUUGUUAGUGUGUCCUGCAAAGUAUGUAACUCGUUUAGAAUAAUCGCAAAAAUAUUAAUUAAGGAUGCAAAAACGAACAAAAAGCCAGUUCUUGAGUGCACACACUGUCAAAAUAAAUUUGUGAAAAACUAAACGAUUAAACAA
This is a messenger RNA of Cloeon dipterum, 4434 nucleotides long. It is a transcript of the gene kat80, whose product is annotated as katanin 80. Lineage: Eukaryota; Metazoa; Arthropoda; Insecta; Ephemeroptera; Baetidae. Gene Ontology annotation, molecular function: microtubule binding. Gene Ontology annotation, biological process: microtubule severing; microtubule depolymerization. Bases 293 to 2803 code for a protein of 836 amino acids. The transcript has 14 exons. Gene Ontology annotation, cellular component: katanin complex. The record is from RefSeq and is a predicted model, not a curated record.